AUGAGCUCCGGAAUUCACCGAAAACGCCUCGCCUGUGUGGAGUGUACGCGACGAAAGGUCAAGUGCGACAAGACCCUGCCCUGUAGGAACUGCACGAGGAAAGGAACGCAAUGUACUCGGCCGCGCGACCCAGAGCACUCGCGAGCGUCGAGCGUUGCACAGUUGACUGACUCCCUGGCCAGCCCGACUGCCAGUGCUCUAGGCCUCAUCGAUAAUCUCCAAUCUAGAAUCAAGCAGCUCGAGAAUGCGCUGAAAGAGGCAACCCGCUCAGCGACCGAACCCGGGUCAGCACACGAUCCGGUAGAAAGCCGCUCAGUGGCCCGCUCAGUGUCUGCGAAUAUUCCAUCUCCAACCCCGGUUCCAGUGAGACAGCCUGAAAAUCAUUCCGUCGAUCCCCCGGAGGAGGUAGAAGAUGCUGCCACAAUACUGGAAUUUCUGGCGUGGGGUCGCCGCAAGGAUCCCAAUUAUCAGGAUGCAGUCGCUCGUCGAGAGAGCAACCUGCAUCGUUCCCCGGGAGAUGUCACGGCUGACGAUGAUUGGGAAGACAUGUCUCAAUUGCCGAACGUGUCUGGUGUGCCCAUGUGCCAACUUCUACUUCCCAGCCAGCAGCAGGUCCGCCUCUUGGUCAAAUACCAUUGCGAGUGCUUGCUUUGGUACCAUGGUUCUUUCCAUACAGCUACAUUCUUACAGGAACUAGACGAUUUUUAUCAUAACCAUAAUGGCCGCAUCGAGGGCUCUGGUGUCGACCUGCAAUGGAUUGCUCUUCUCUUCUCGGUUUUGACCGGGUCAAUGACCUGUGCACCGCGAUCAGUUGCACAAUCAUGGGGGUUUCGCAGUCAAGAACAGGACACAUUGUCCCGGCGUUGGCUUCGUGCCAUGACAACAUGCUUGCACCAGGCUGAUUUUAUGGCCUGCCAUUCUCUAUACUCGGUGGAAGCGAUUGCCACCCUCACCAUCUCCGCGCACAUGCUGGGAUAUUCAAAUGGGUUAUCGGUAUUGCUUGCGUCCGCCGUCCGCGUUGCCCAGGGGCUUGAUUUGCAUCAUCUUGGAGACGAAAAUGAUGGGCGAGCCGAUGGAUUGGUUAAUCGAGAGAUCGGUCGACGCGUCUGGUGCCAGCUAUGCAUUCAAGAUUGGUUUUCAAUACCAUUUGCCGAGACGUAUCUGAUCCAUCGCCUUUGUUUCAACACGGACAAACCACGCAACUGCAAUGAUGAUAUGCUUUCUUUAUCGGAAGACCAACCUACCGUUACCAACUACUCUCGUCUGUUCUACGACAUUGCUGCUUUGAUGCCAGACCUGCAUGACGACUUGACCUCUUCCAAUACCAUGUACACUAGGUACGAAGAAGUCCUUAAACAUGAUCGUCGGCUGCGCAACCUGGCUACACAACAUCUGCCGCAUUAUUUGCAAAACGUUCCAGUAGAUCCGGCAUGGCCCUGCUAUGUGCCAUGGGCACGACGAAGCCUGGCCAUCAGUUCUGCGCAUAAGAUCAUCAUGAUUCACCGGAAGUUUUUGAGUUUGAGCUUUGUGAAUCCCAUGUUCGAAUUUACUCGGAAGACCUGUGUGGCAGCCUCGAGGACCAUCAUCAAUGAGCAAAAGGACGCAACCCGGGACGGCGGGCCCGUUCUGUGGAUCCAUCAGGCUUUUAGCGUCGCGGCGAGUAUCAUUCUCUGCUUGGAUAUGUUUCACCACUCAGUUACGGAACGCAAGGUUUCAGAGCACCGACAACUAAUUGAAGACGGAAUUGAGAUACUGUCUCGGUGUGAAUCAGAUAUGAUUGCAAAGCGCGGUGUAUCUCUCUUGAGAGCCAUGCUUGCUAGUGAACGAGACACAGGACAUCCGCAAAAUAGACUCAUCAACUCGUCCCAAGGUCAACGUAUGAUCUACAAGGGUCUCGUGAACGCACGCUCAAAUGAACUGAACAUCCCUGCCAUUAUCAGAGCCUUUUACCAGGAGGAUCAAGAGCUAUCUACAAGGGAAGAGAGGCAUGACCGAUGGUCGGACGUGAUGUCGAACGAGACCGAGAUGCUAGCGCCUCUAGGGGUUGAUUGCGCCGAGGGACUUGACGAUAUCCUAAACUUGGCCUCAAACUUCAUGGCGUAA
This is a messenger RNA of Penicillium riverlandense, 2103 nucleotides long. RefSeq lists its product as uncharacterized. Gene Ontology annotation, biological process: regulation of DNA-templated transcription. The record is from RefSeq and is a predicted model, not a curated record. The transcript has 2 exons. Gene Ontology annotation, molecular function: zinc ion binding; DNA-binding transcription factor activity, RNA polymerase II-specific. Lineage: Eukaryota; Fungi; Ascomycota; Eurotiomycetes; Eurotiales; Aspergillaceae. The coding region runs from base 1 to 2103 and encodes 700 amino acids.